Messenger RNA from Zootoca vivipara (common lizard), 4446 nucleotides. RefSeq names its product cysteine rich secretory protein LCCL domain containing 2 (gene CRISPLD2). The record is from RefSeq and is a predicted model, not a curated record. Lineage: Eukaryota; Metazoa; Chordata; Lepidosauria; Squamata; Lacertidae. Gene Ontology annotation, cellular component: extracellular region.
AGACACUGCUCUACCACAGUUGCUCUGAGGUCCUGGGAGAGAGAAGGAGUAGCCUACACACUCUUCUUCCCGCUUCUCGUCUGUCCGCCUCUCCUAAUACUUGAAAUAAGAGACGCUUCACUUCGCCACCCGCAGGUUCCAGAGGAGAAAAUAUAACAAAGAGGGUCUCUUUCCCCCCCCUCCUUCAUAUUUUGCAAAGAUCUGUUGCACGGACCAGAAGAGAUCCCUUUGAGGAGUGUUUCUUCUCUCAUCCUAAUUCCACUGAGCAGAACAUGGCCAGAAGUCCCACUCUGACUCGGACUGUUGUACCAUUUGGGCUACUCUUCCUAGUCCAUGGAAUCCAUUGCUUUUUCUUGCCCAAUGCUACCGAUUUGGAAAGCAUCCUCAGUAGAUACCAGGAGGAGCAGUCCCACUCAAGGACCAAGAGAGCCAUUUCUCGAUCGGACAAAGAAGAGAUUCUAAUGCUUCACAAUAAACUGAGAGGCCAGGUCUACCCUUCAGCAUCCAACAUGGAAUACAUGAGAUGGGACGAUGAGCUGGAGAGAUCGGCCGAGUCCUGGGCCCAUCAAUGUAUUUGGGAUCAUGGGCCUGCCACCCUCCUUAUGUCCAUUGGUCAAAAUCUGGCUGUUCACUGGGGCAGGUAUCGCUCUCCAGCUUUCCAUGUCCAGUCUUGGUAUGAUGAAGUGAAAGAUUAUACCUAUCCCUAUCCCCACGAAUGUAACCCCUGGUGUCCAGAGAGAUGUUCAGGACCAAUGUGCACCCACUACACACAGGUGGUCUGGGCAACGACAAAUAAGGUUGGCUGUGCUGUGAAUACCUGCAAAAGGAUGGACGUGUGGGGUCAAAUCUGGGAGAAUGCUGUCUACCUGGUCUGCAACUACUCUCCUAAAGGCAACUGGAUCGGAGAAGCCCCGUAUAAAAAUGGCAGGCCGUGUUCUGAAUGCCCGCCUAGCUAUGGAGGAAGGUGUCAGAAUAAUCUCUGCUACAAAGAUGACGGUUACGUCCAAAAACCCGAGACCGAAGAGACCAAUGAAGUGGAGACGCCCCAGGUGUCAGACAGCAAACCUGUGUGGAAGCCCACAGCCGCAAAACCUGUGAAAGAAAAGCCAACCAAUGUGUCUUACAUGACACAAGUGAUCAAGUGUGACACCAAAAUGAGGGAUAAAUGCAAAGGAUCGACAUGUAACAGAUACCUGUGUCCUGCUGGUUGCUUGAACAAUAACGCAAAAGUGUUCGGAACCUUCACCUAUGAAAGCUCAUCCAGUAUAUGUCGGGCUGCCAUCCAUUCUGGGGUGCUGGAUAACAGAGGAGGCUUGGUAGACAUCACCAGGAAAGGCAGAGCAGAUUUCUUUGUGAAGUCUUCAAGAAAUGGCAUCCAAUCAUCAAGUAAAUUCAAACCUUCUAAUUCCUUCACUGUUUCAAAAGUCACAGUGCAGACUCUGGAUUGUUACACCACAGUAGCGGAGCUUUGCCAGUUCAAGAAGCCCGCCACUCAUUGCCCAAGGUCUUACUGUCCAGCUUACUGCAAAGAUGAGCCAUCCUACUGGGCACCGGUGUAUGGCACCAACAUUUAUGCAGAUAAUUCCAGUAUCUGCAAAGCAGCUGUGCAUGCAGGGGUCAUUGGGGACAAUGCUGGUGGGUACGUGGACGUGAUGCCCGUGGAGAAGAAGAAAUCCUACAGUGGCUCUUUGAAGAAUGGGAUCCAAUCUGCAAGCUUAAAGCCACAGACAGAAGGAAACGCCUUCCGAAUCUUUGCCGUGAAGCAAUAAAUUUGUAAGAAACGGAACCCCGUCUGUUGGGAGGAGGAUGCGGUGCUAUUCCUAAGCAAUGGGAAGCCCACACAUGAUGGUGGUCGGUCCUGGCAUGUAGUACGACGAAGCCCUCUUGGUCAAAACUCUUUCAGGGACGACAAAGACUGCUGCCGGAAUCACAUUCUGACUUAACUAUCCACAUCCCAUUGGUGUCAGCUCAGUGUUUAUUAUUAUUAAUAUUACUUUCAAACAUUUAGGGUCAGGUUUUGAGAGUGGAGUGUUCAACACCUUAUUCUCUGGUGCACAGCUUAGAUUGCUCAAAGGCAAGAGUUUUGCACUUCAUGGAAUGAACCUACCGCUUAAGGGUGAACGUUAGCUUGAAUAACUAUGGAGGCCUUGCUAUGUGUGUGAUAGUUUGUGUGUGUGAUUGGGUGUGUUGAAGAGAGAGAGAGAGAGAGAGAGAGAGAGAGAGAGAGAGAGAGAGAGAGAGAGAGAGAGAGAGAGAGAGAGAGAGAGAGAGAGAAUCCAAGUCUCCCUGGAUUCUUUUCUUGGGUUAACAACAGGUCCAUUAAAUGCAGUGCUGAAACAACAUGUGGUAGACUGUUCUGUGGAUAGUGCAAAAGACACACCUAGCUGUCAGAAAAACAAAGCUGCCUUUCAAAAGAGCACCACCUCCAUAAACCGGGAAUUUCUCUCAAACAAAGGGAAAAAAUGUGGAAUAGCUGGGUUUGCUGGCCAAACAAUUGCAGGAAGUUAGGAAGGUUAGGGGUGUUAAAAAUAAAUGAAGGAACUAGAACCCCUGUCCAGGCACAUUUCGAUUGGUAGUACGUUAGACAGCAUUGUUUUAUUUACAAUUACCUACAAUUUAUUUUAUUCAGCAGAGCUGGUCAUAUCUUAAUUAUGCAGUGAUCUCUAGAAGUUGAUCUUUAUUUUGUUAGAAACUUACAGAGCGUUUGCUUUGCCCCUGUUUUUGUACAGAUGUGGGGCUUUAUUUUAUUAUUAUUAUUUUUAUAUAUAUAAUGUAUGUUGGGGUUAACCACAACAUAUAUAUUAGAGAACUAAUAGAUCUGGUUUGUUUCCUUGUAUUCAGUAAGUAUAUAUUUAGAUCCCAUGCAGAUCCCAACUGUCUCCAUGAUGAAUGGAGUUGUAACAUUCACCCAGCUAUUUUAAGGGUUGGAUUUUAAUCAUUUAUCAUUCUCACACCCCCACACCCCAUUUAAAACCUUUUAAAAUCAAGCCCAAUCCACAGUUGUGAUCCAAAGAGCUUGCUUUUGUCUGCCUGCUGGGAAUUUGGACAGUUCCUCUAAGAUCCAGGCUCUGAGUGUCAUAGAGCGCUUGGAAAGUUGUUUUUAUUUUAUUUUAAGGAAUUCAUUCCAGUUCCGGUUUAUUCCCUGCAAAGAGGAACAAAUUCCAUUCUGAUUCAAUUAACAAAUUUAUAAUAAUUCAUAAUUCCUUCAUGUAGUGCUAUGUGUUAUUCUUUUCCUCUAUCUCUCUAGACAUCAGAAUUUUAAAAGCUGCUCUGGAGAGGUAUAAAAUAGAAGAAAACAUCAAAACACACACACAGUGCAAUGUGAAAAAAAACUAAUUCACAUUUGGUUCACCUGGAAAUUAUAGGAACUGCUUUCUGGUGUAGCUCAGAAAGAGCUGAAUUAAUUCAGUGAAGUAGUUCAUUUCGAGCACUAAUGUGAUCACUUAUGUAACCAAAAUGGCACCAUCCAUAUAUAACAAAAGUAUCAGUGGAUCUGGAGGAAAUCCCAAAGUCUGCAUAGGUUCAACAUAUCUUUAGGUUAAAAAAAAAGGAGAAAAGAGGCAAUGAGAGCUGGUCAUGCUCAAUUGCCAUGGAAUGCUGACUAAGCAGUGGGUGGGUCAGAAAACAUGGGCGAGGGGAAAUGGAAUGGAGCAGUAGAAAUCUUGAACAGUGUCCCACGCCACAACAUUUUAUUGCAGGACUCUCUAAAUAUUGGCAUCUCAUCUCAUGCCAUAUCACAUUCUGCCAAAGAUUAUAAACUGAACAUUUACUUUCUAUUUAUUUAGAGUGAAUCUUUAUAGUAAGCAAUAGUUGUUUUCUUUGCUUUUUUAAAAAUAGUGAUGCAGAUGAUUAGAUAAGUGCCCUGGAUGAACUUUGGGGUCCUGGACUUCAAGGAAUGCUUGCCAGCCAUGGUGCUAAAGUGGUGCUAAUUAGAGAUAAACAGAAUUGCAUCCCACCCCCAUAUCUGCUCCAGGAAUUGUCCCCAAUAAACUGAUUUAAUAUUCCAAAAAGUCUUUUGAACAAAGGAAGGGGGGAUGUAAUACACAGACAUUGUCAUUUUAUCCAACAUAUACCAGCGGGCACAUUCAGAUAUAGAACAACUACAACAAAGAAUAGCCUUUCCAUUCCUGGGUUCAUGAUUGCCUAUUUUGGAUGCCUGAUCUGCAUAGAUCUCUUCUCUGUAGGCAGCAAGGGCCUGCAGGGUUGGUUUUUUGUAUAUUUGCUUUUUUCUAUGAAAAAUGAUGUAUUUUUUACUAUUUCCUUUGUAAAAAUAUGUUCGCUGUAAAUGACUUUGUUUUAGCUUUGCAUGGUCUCCUCGAUGGGUUUAGGAUUUCAGACUGAUUCUCUAGCACCACAGCAAAGUAUCUCUACAGCAAAACAGACUGAUUUCCGGCUGUUUUGGUUUAUGACAUUUGUAGAAAUAAAACUCUUGAGAAUUAAAUGAGA